This is a messenger RNA of Oppiella nova, 258 nucleotides long. NCBI's taxonomy places the organism in Eukaryota, Metazoa, Arthropoda, Arachnida, Sarcoptiformes, Oppiidae. The record is from the annotation of a GenBank genome assembly.
UACAACUAUGUGUUGGGGGCCGGACCUGAGGAACGGGCGGAAUGGUAUGACAACAAACAGAGUUUGGGUCUCGACUUUCCAAAUUUGCCGUAUUAUAUCGACGGAGACGUGAAGUUGACCCAAAGCAUGACAAUAAUGCGCUAUCUGUCCAAAAAGCACGGGUUGGCCGGACAUAACGAAAAGGAGAGGAUCCGGAUGGACAUCCUCGAGGGACAGCUCAAGGACUUUAGGGGCGACUUUCUGGAGGCCACGUUAUGA